AUGCCUCAACUGGAUAAAUUCACUUAUUUCACACAAUUCUUCUGGUCAUGCCUUUUCCUCUUUACUUUCUAUAUUCCCAUAUGCAAUGAUGGAGAUGGAGUACUGGGGAUCAGCAGAAUUCUCAAACUACGGAACCAACUGGUUUCAAACCGGGGGAACAAAAUCCGGAGCAACGACCCCAACAGUUUGGAAGAUAUCUUUAGAAAAGGUUUUAGCACCGGUGUAUCCUAUAUGUACUCUAGUUUAUUCGAAGUAUCCCAAUGGUGUAACGCCGUCGACUUAUUGGGAAAUAGGAGUAAAAUAACUUUUCUCUCUUGUUUCGGAGAAAUAAGUGGCUCACGAGGAAUGGAAAGAAACAUAUUAUAUUUGAUCUCGAAGUCCUCAUAUGGCGCUUCUUCUUCAAAUCCUGGAUGGGUGAUCACUUGUAGGAAUGACAUAAUGCUAAUCCAUGUUCCACACGGCCAAGGAAGAAUAAAAAAAUAA
This is a messenger RNA of Medicago truncatula (barrel medic), 483 nucleotides long. The record is from the annotation of a RefSeq genome assembly. NCBI's taxonomy places the organism in Eukaryota, Viridiplantae, Streptophyta, Magnoliopsida, Fabales, Fabaceae.